AUGGCCAUAUAUCAAGAAAUAAUUAUAAGAAAUAAUAGAGAGAGAAUUAUUGAAGGAACACCUCCAGGUUAUGUAGAUCUCUAUGUUGGAUGUUGGUCUUUUGACUCUAAUGAUCGUCCAACAUUAAAUACAAUAUUAUACGCGAUAACUGAGCUUGAGAAAUUAUUAGAAUCAUCUAAUAAAUUUAUUACAAAUAAUCUUGGUGGAAUUGAUUCUGAUCAAAAUAUGAAUAAUCAUGGUGAUUCACCGACUCCUCAAAAGUGUGUAUAA
Molecule: messenger RNA, 270 nt
Organism: Dentiscutata erythropus
Lineage: Eukaryota; Fungi; Glomeromycota; Glomeromycetes; Diversisporales; Gigasporaceae
Source: the annotation of a GenBank genome assembly